Messenger RNA from Phragmites australis (common reed), 1412 nucleotides. RefSeq names its product GRF-interacting factor 10-like. Gene Ontology annotation, molecular function: ATP binding. The record is from RefSeq and is a predicted model, not a curated record. The coding region runs from base 172 to 966 and encodes 264 amino acids. Gene Ontology annotation, biological process: regulation of DNA-templated transcription; DNA-templated transcription; developmental process. Lineage: Eukaryota; Viridiplantae; Streptophyta; Magnoliopsida; Poales; Poaceae. The transcript is spliced from 3 exons. Gene Ontology annotation, cellular component: nucleus.
UGAUAACACCACUGCCCUGCCCCAUCUUAUUUUUUCUUCCACCAGACUGCACGCCCCUCCUCCUUCCCCACCCCCGUCCGUCAAAGCGAGAGCUCCGUAUCACCGGCCUUUCCCCUCCGAUCCGCGCCCAAAGAUACCUUUUUUCCCCUCUCGCGCCGCUGUUUUGCGACCAUGGCGGCGGAGGGGGAGGCCAAGAACCCGUCGGGCGGCGGCGGAGGCGGAGGGGAUAACCCCCAAGAGGCGGCAGCGGCGGCGAGGGAGGAAGCCGGAGGGCAAGGGACAGGCCAAGGACAGGAGGGGGAGAAGGCGGAUGGAGAGGGGAAGGUCGGCGGCGGCGAAGCGGGGGAGAAGGAUGACGGCGUGUGCAGAGAUCUGGUCCUUGUCGAGGAUCCGGAGGUGGUUGCCGUCGAGGAUCCGGAGGAAGCCUCAGCGACCGCAGCACUUCAGGAAGAAAUGAAAGCACUCGUGGCGACGAUCCCUGAUGGUGCUGGGGCUGCAUUCACUGCAAUGCAACUUCAGGAGCUGGAGCAGCAGUCCCGGGUGUAUCAGUACAUGGCUGCCCGUGUACCCGUGCCUACCCAUCUCGUCUUCCCUAUAUGGAAGAGUGUGACUGGUGCAUCCUCUGAAGGUGCCCAGAAGUACCCUACAUUGAUGGGCUUGGCAACACUCUGCUUGGACUUUGGGAAGAAUCCAGAGCCCGAACCAGGGAGGUGCCGGCGAACAGAUGGUAAAAAGUGGCGAUGUUGGAGAAAUACUAUCCCAAAUGAGAAAUACUGUGAGCGCCAUAUGCAUCGUGGUCGCAAGCGUCCUGUACAGCUUGUUGUCGAGGAUGAUGAGCCUGAUUCUGCAUCAGGAUCCAAAUCUACACCUGGCAAGGCCACCGAAGGUGCCAAGAAGAUUGAUGACAAGGGCUCAAGUAGCAAGAAGCUUGCAGUGACUGCACCAGCUGCUGUGGAGUCAACAUAAUUGAUGCAGCAUUAGUAGAUGCAGAAAGAGCAUAACAGCGCUGUCAACUAGCAUUCGCUUAUUGUAAUCCUCGAAAGACUGUAGUGUCGUCUAGCUAUAACCUCAUUGAGCAAGCAAAGUGUCUGGAAGAAAGCCACAAGAACUUCCCUUUAGCUGUGUCACUGAAAUGUUCACUUUAGAUGUAUAGUUUGAUUUAGCUUUGUCGUGCCUUUGGCCUUCAGGUAGGCGAUGCGUCAUGAUCUGAUAAAUCCUCCCUGACUAACAAUAUCGCAUUGUGAGCCCAAGAAGCCGAUGGAAGAAUCAGUGAGACUAGAUACUGCACUAUUAGAUGUGCAUCUUUAUUGGCCUGCACAAUUGUGUCAUUUGUCAGUUGUAUAACAAGCAGAAGAUUCAUAAUUUUAUGCCUUUUGGAGAUUCAGUUACCUCCUGGAUGUCUAAGAUUCAAA